AGUGGGCCAUGGCUUUGCUUUGGGCCGCAAAUCGGAAGAGGUUUUCGAGACUUUUCAUGCGAGUGCGCGGCAAUUCAGCUGCUCAGUCCACGUCCGCCACUGCUCGCAAAAUGACGCUCCAAAUGCUGUGCCCCAAGUGCAUCCUGCUCGUGGCGAUGCUGCUCCUGCUGGACUCCAGUCUGGCCAGACCGCAGCAGUUCUUCCUCGCCGAGGAUCUGACAACAGGAACGGGAACGGGAACGGGUACGGGUACGGGUUCCGGAUUUGCAGAUGAUCGAUUGCCCAUCAACGAUCCUUCGGAUCUGAGUGCUGGUUUGAAUUUGGCGCCCGUCGGCAGUCUGAUUGCGGCAGCAGCGAAUGCCGUUCCCCCCGCCCCCGUUCAAUUUAUUCGCACGGCCAUGAACAGCGGGCUCUGACCGCCAGGUGGCGCUAACCUGAAUUCUGAAACACCCCAAAUAUAAUUGUCUCUAAUUUUUAAGCGCCUUUUUGGGCACCACUUGUAAUUACUUUGUUAAGCUGCAUUUUUUGUUUUGUUUUUUUUUUUUUGUUGAAAUUUUUUGUAUUAAGCUGUAUUGCUUUGGUUUUGUUUGUGUCGAGUCAAGUGCUAUAAAUGACUUUAUAUACUCGUUUAAUCUGGUUCUGACUUUUGCGGAGCGAUAAAAUGUGUGCAGUUUGGGACUCAGUUUUAAACGCUAUUUCUGUUAUCUAAAUGUGUUAUCAUGGAAAUCUCUGUCACGUUACUGCUUCUUUAUCUAACUCGGUUGCAGCUCUUAAAUGGCGAGCAAUACCAUUCAAAGAUAGUAAAAUUGGAGUGUUUAAGGUUUUGAAAACAAUUUUGAGAUGUGAUUAAAAUCUUGAUUUGAUUUUAGAAAUAUUAAUUUUUCACACGUAAAUUAGUAUUACUACUUUGCUAUAAUAUAUUAUCUCUAUAUGUUAUGAAAAUAUGCCAAUUGCAUCCAGAAUGCGUUUGCAAUCAGAAAAUAUGCAAUGUAAUUGGAAGAAAGUAGAGCAAAUAAGCGAUAAACUCAUUUCGAUUACGAUUCUGGUUCUCAUCGUGAUGAUGCCGGAUUCUCACACAGAAAAAUAUCCGUGCACCACUAACAAUUACUUAUAACGUCUAAGAAUCUACUCUUUAUAAAUUAAAAAACAAAAAAUUCCACUCGCUCAAAACACAAACAAAGAAGCUUUCGAUAAGCACUAAAGUUAGUCUAAACUUUUUACAGUUUUCACAUUGAUAAAAGUUG
Molecule: messenger RNA, 1244 nt
Organism: Drosophila santomea
Lineage: Eukaryota; Metazoa; Arthropoda; Insecta; Diptera; Drosophilidae
Exons: 2
Coding region: 9-416 (135 amino acids)
Source: RefSeq, a predicted model, not a curated record